Pomacea canaliculata is the source of this 2907-nucleotide messenger RNA. RefSeq names its product zinc finger protein 668-like. The record is from RefSeq and is a predicted model, not a curated record. Gene Ontology annotation, biological process: regulation of transcription by RNA polymerase II. The coding region runs from base 152 to 1501 and encodes 449 amino acids. Gene Ontology annotation, cellular component: nucleus. Lineage: Eukaryota; Metazoa; Mollusca; Gastropoda; Architaenioglossa; Ampullariidae. Gene Ontology annotation, molecular function: DNA-binding transcription factor activity, RNA polymerase II-specific; RNA polymerase II transcription regulatory region sequence-specific DNA binding. The transcript is spliced from 2 exons.
AAAAAAAAAAUUCUAGGUGUAUGGGAGGUGACUCUAAAUGCUUGGCCUCACGCAUGUUCCUAUCCAAGAUGGAGGUUUGACAACCCCCAGGAAGCCAAGAGAAUAGAACUCGACUUGUUUUUCUUUACAGUAAAAAUACUGGAAAGAAGGCAUGGAAGAACGGGAUGAUGGUGGCCUCGUUUUAGGUGCAGAUAUCAACCACGAACUGGUGGCAAGUAUUUGUGUUGAGGAACCACUGAUAUCACCAACCCCAUCAUCACUCUUUGAGGAGCUGACUUCCAACUUAAUAGACCAAUCCGACAUUGAUCUAUACCUCGAAUGUGAUGAUGACAAGUCAUAUGCUGUUCCCCAGCUUCAGGAUGAUGCUCCAUCACAUUCACUGCUGGGAAGCAAUGUGAGCAUGAGAAUAUCAUUCCCCACUCCUCCCUCUGACACAGGAACUGAUGAAGGAUUCUCAUGCAAAUACUGCAAGUGCAAUUUUCUAAGUCAAAAGCAUUUAUCUCUGCACACACGGACCGCCCAUGGAGAAGGCAGCAUCAGCAAUGGAAAAAUUAAGAAGAAUGCUGGUGUUGAUGUGGAAGGCGAAGUUAACCAAACCAAUGGAAGAAAAUUCCUGCUGUCAUCCCCAGGGUCAGCAGCUGCCCUGGUGCCUUCACUUUUUUCACCGGGCAUUCCUAGGAAAAUCAAAUCAAACUAUGUUAAACGAAAACAUUUGAAGAAGAAAACUGUAGGGCAUUUGUCAAUAACUAAGAGGUCUAAGUCAGACUCAGAGGUAGUGCCAUCAAAGUUAGUGGAUUCACCAUCAGGAAGUGGGAAAAAGAAACUUCAGAUGCAGCAAGAAUCUUCAAAUGAGACAAUAGAUGUAGAGUCGUACUCUUCUGAUAGCUCGCCAGGUAGUCAAAAAGCUCAAGAGAGCUUAGACAAGCAGCAGAUUUCUGGAGUGUCGUACACAUGUGCCAUCUGCAUGAAAACAUAUGUUUCAAAAUAUGCACUUAAACGCCAUGUUGCUACACAUAGUGAUGAACGCCCAUUUGUUUGCUCAUUCCCUGGCUGCAAGGGAGCGUUCAAGCUGAAGUCAAGACUAACUGAUCAUGUCCGUUAUGUACACAAGCGGAAAACUGCUAGAGCAGUCAGCAGAAGUAAACCACUUCUAACAUCUGCUUCAACACCAGCAGAGCAGCCAUCUCAUGCAGCUGAACAACAACUACAAGCAAAAACCAACACAACUGCAAAAGAUGCCAGUGCUGUGCCCAAUCCAGGAAACAGUAAUCUUAGCAAUGGCAGCUCUGCUAGUAAUAUCCCUGCUUCUGGGAAAGCAAGCUCGUCAAUGAAAUUUAAAUGUCCUGAACCAAACUGUAGCCGAGAGUUUAGGGACAGCCAUAAUCUCCGAAACCACAUGUGUCUCCACACAGGUUGUCUCCCACUUAAAUGCACACAGUGUGACUAUCGCUGUGUUCAAGAAUCAUCACUAAGGUGGCAUCACAAUAAAAUGCAUGUUUGAUGUUUGUGUGUGUGUGUGGGUGAGAGAGAGAGAGACAGAGAGAGAGACAGAGAGAGGGAGAAAACUGAUGGACAGAAUAUUGUUUAUAAACAAGACAUUUAAUAUCUUCAUCAUGACAAUUUUUUAUUUCUUUGAGGUCUCUUAUUUGACCUCAUUUUUCUGCUUACCAUAUCUAGAAAGUUCAGGGUGCAUGACAUUUGUGUUUUAUUGUUUCUGAGGCUGUUUUAUAUGCAGUCACAGAAAUAAGAUAUACAAAAAACAUGCAUACGCAUACAAACUGCACACUCUUGCAUGCAUUCAUAGUCUCUCUCUUACACACAUGCAUUUCUGCAUUCACAAACUUAUUUCAAAUCUUCCUAGUCUGUCUCUUUCUCUUUCCAUUUGUCAUUUUUCUUUACAGUCCAUUGAUUUACAUCAACAUUUCACUUUUAUUUAUUUUUUAUCAUACACAUUGAAGAAUGCACAGAACUACUUAACUGUAUACUGUACACAUGGAUUCACUAACCUAGGUCUGUAAACAUUCAACUUUCAGAGUACUUAUUACAAUGCCUGCACGCAUGGGCAUGUUCACCUACUCUCUCUUUUACAUGCACACACACAUGUGCAAACCUGUUGACUAAAAUCUCAUUUACAGAGCUUUUAAAAUGUAUUUUUAAAUGUCAUUAAUUUAUUGUGCAGGUUUCAUGCUGCUGUGAUCUGUUAAUAGUAGUAAUACAAACAUUGUUUUCAAGUUUGCGUUAUCAUUGCCAUGGUUUCUAAGGAGAGAAGAGGUAAGGAAACCUUGCAACAAAUAUGUCUAAAGAGACAAAUUUUUCAGAACAAUUAAUGUUAUUUGUUGAGAUAGAUAUUUAAUAUCUAUGAUGCAUGAAUUUCAGUGAUAAAAGACUGCAGCAGUAUGGCGGCUUUUAGCUAAUUCUAAAAUGAUGCAUAUGGCAGAGGAACGACUGCAAGAUGUUUAGCUGUCACUUAUUGUAUAAAGCUUUAGUAAGAUUUGUCUUUAGGUGUGCAAAUCUGCUGUACAUGAAAGGCUUGGGUUUCUAAAUGUCAGUUUUAAAAAAUAACUUUAUCAUAUGUACUUAAAUGUAAAUAGUUUGGAAAUGCUGUAGCGUGUCAUCCUUACUAAUGAUGGAUUAGUCAAUAAUUAAACACAGAUCUGCUUGACUUUGGUGUGUAUGUGUGUGCAUGUGUGUUCGCGUAAUAUUAGUAUAAUGAAGUUUUAUUUCUUUAUGAGACUAUGUUCAUAUAGUUAGUAAUUUUCAUGUUUUCUAAUUGUGGCUUAUAUGUAAAAGUCUUCAUUGAUACACCUUUUCCUGUCCUGUUAUGUGUCAGCGAAAUAAUGUACCAAAUCAGAACAAAGUUUUUUAUAUGUCCCGCUUUCUUACUCUGAAUAAAUGUUGUGUACUCUA